UUAAUAGACGAUCUCCACUCUUUGAUUCAUCGUGCCCUUCCUGCUCAGCAGUAACAACAGUGAUGGCGGCAGCAGCACGGUUCCUCGUCCGCUCCAAACUCUCUCUCUCCGGCGCUGGCACCGGGUCUCAGACCUCGUUUGGAGCCACAUUGCUGAAGUUGUCUCCAAACUGCAGCUCCAGAACUAAAACACAACGGAGAAAUGCAGCCCACUUCACCUACCACCCUGACCCCGUCCCGACACAACACGGUCCUACCCAGAAGAUGAACUUGUUCCAGUCAGUGACAAGUGCCUUGGACAACACUCUUGCAAGCGAUCCAACUGCAGUGAUCUUUGGAGAAGAUGUCGCCUUCGGUGGAGUAUUCCGAUGCACGGUGGGCCUGAGAGACAAAUACGGCAAGGACAGAGUCUUUAACACUCCGCUAUGUGAGCAGGGGAUCGUGGGAUUUGGUAUCGGUGUGGCUACUGCUGGGGCUACCGCCAUCGCUGAGAUCCAGUUUGCUGACUACAUCUACCCUGCAUUUGACCAGAUCGUCAAUGAAGCAGCUAAGUACCGCUACCGCUCUGGAAACCUGUUUGACUGUGGAAACCUCACCAUCAGAGCUCCGUGGGGGUGUGUCGGUCACGGAUCACUUUACCACUCCCAAAGCCCCGAGGCCUUCUUCGCCCACUGCCCUGGCAUCAAGGUCGUCAUACCUCGUGGCCCAGUUCAAGCAAAAGGACUGCUCCUCUCCUGCAUCGCAGACAACAACCCCUGCAUAUUCUUCGAACCCAAGAUCCUGUACAGAGCAGCAGUGGAGCAGGUUCCCGUGGAGGCCUACACCACCCCUCUCUCGCAGGCCGAGGUCCUACUGGAAGGAAGUGAUGUCACUCUGGUUGCCUGGGGGACACAGGUCCAAGUGAUGAGGGAAGUAGCUGAAAUGGCUCAAGAGAAACUGGGGGUGUCCUGUGAGCUCAUUGAUCUACAGACCAUUGUGCCCUGGGACUCUGAAACAAUCUGUAAGUCGGUGGUGAAAACCGGACGUCUGCUCAUCAGUCAUGAGGCACCAUUGACCGGAGGCUUUGCUGCUGAAAUCAGCUCUGCAGUACAGGAGGAGUGCUUCCUUAACUUGGAGGCUCCCAUCAGUAGGGUCUGUGGUUACGACACCCCCUUCCCUCACAUCUUUGAGCCUUUCUACAUCCCAGACAAGUGGAAGUGCUUUGAUGCAAUUAAGAGGAUGAUCAACUACUGAACCCUGUCAGCCAACUUCUGGUCGAAAACACUCUUCUUUUCUUCUUCACUCAUCCAAUCAGUGGAAAGCAGCCAGGAAAUGACACUUUGUUGACCAUCCAAUCGGGAAGCAGCAUCCAGAUGGGCUCCACGUCCUUCUGUGUCCUCCAGUUAAAGGACAGUUACCGUACCUCUGGAUCAGAGAACCUCAUUCUUUUGCAAGACAAAAAUGCCUUCACUCUGUUUGGUAAAACUCCUCUUUAGCAUCCUUUAAUUUUCUCAUGAAGAGUGGGAUUCUGUGGGAACUAGUAGGUUUCAUUGUUUGACCAUCUGUGUCUUUGUGCUGUUACUUUUGAUUGAAUGUGUUAUACUCUGCUCUAACCUUUUAUUAAGUUUGACAAACUUAAACUUGUUGUACUAAUAUAAUGGAUCUGUGGUUUUUAUGGAAAUAAAGUAAUCCGACUUUGGUGAAAACCCA
Molecule: messenger RNA, 1688 nt
Organism: Notolabrus celidotus (New Zealand spotty)
Lineage: Eukaryota; Metazoa; Chordata; Actinopteri; Labriformes; Labridae
Gene: bckdhb
Product: branched chain keto acid dehydrogenase E1 subunit beta
Exons: 11
Coding region: 63-1232 (389 amino acids)
Biological process (GO): branched-chain amino acid catabolic process; response to nutrient
Molecular function (GO): catalytic activity
Source: RefSeq, a predicted model, not a curated record